Lachancea dasiensis is the source of this 3297-nucleotide messenger RNA. NCBI's taxonomy places the organism in Eukaryota, Fungi, Ascomycota, Saccharomycetes, Saccharomycetales, Saccharomycetaceae. The record is from the annotation of a GenBank genome assembly.
AUGUCUUCUAAAACCGAAGCCAAGGGUUUGGUGCUAGAAAACACUGCUCGUAGAGAUGCAUUGAUUGCCAUUGAGAAGAAGUACCAAAAAAUAUGGGCUGAUGAACAUUUGUUUGAGAUUGAUGCGCCAUCUAUCGAAGAAGAAAAUGUAAGUGUGGACCCAGAGGACCUGCAACAAAAGUACCCCAAGUUUAUGUCUUCGAUUGCUUAUCCAUACAUGAAUGGUGUCCUACAUGCCGGCCAUCUAUUCACUCUUUCCAAGGUGGAGUUUUCCGUGGGGUUUGAGAGAAUGAAGGGCAAGAGAGCCUUGUUUCCUUUGGGAUUCCAUUGUACUGGUAUGCCUAUUCUGGCUUGUGCUGACAAGCUGAAGAGAGAAGUGGAGCUUUUCGGUGAAGAUUUUGCCAAAGCUCCCGCCGAGGACGAAGAAGAGGCAACGGAGAAUGUCAAAGAAGAAGUCAAGCCAGAGUCCGAAGAUGUAACAAAGUUCAAAGCUAAAAAGUCAAAGGCAGCUGCCAAGAAGGGUCGUGGUAAGUAUCAGUUUGAGAUCAUGUUGCAACUAGGUAUUCCAAGAGAAGAAGUGGUCAAAUUUGCCGACCCUCAGCAUUGGCUAGUAUACUUUCCACCCCUGUGUCAAGAAGACUGUUCCUCCAUCGGUACCCGCAUCGACUGGAGACGUUCUUUCAUUACGACUGAUAUGAAUCCUUACUACGACGCCUUCAUUAGAUGGCAAAUGAACAAGUUAAAGGAAGCAGGUAAGAUCAAGUUCGGUGAGCGCUACACCAUUUAUUCCGAAAAAGAUGGUCAAGCUUGUAUGGACCACGACAGACAGUCUGGCGAAGGUGUCACUCCUCAGGAGUAUGUCGGUAUCAAAAUUGAGGCUACUGAAUUCGCUGAGGCUGCGCAAAAGAUUGUCAAUACCGCGGACGGUAUUGACAGAUCCAAAAAGUUCUACUUUGUCGCCGCCACUUUGAGACCAGAAACCAUGUACGGCCAAACAUGUUGUUUCGUUUCCCCUAAGAUAGACUACGGUGUCUUUGAUGCCGGUGAUUCCUACUACAUUACCACCGAAAGAGCCUUCAAAAACAUGUCAUACCAAAAGUUGACCCCCAUCAGAGGCAGUUAUAAACCCAUCGUUACUAUCAGCGGUAAAGAUUUCAUUGGCUCUAAAAUUCAUGCUCCACUCUCUGCUUACAAGGAGUUGAGAAUUUUGCCAAUGGAAACCGUAAUUGCUACCAAAGGUACCGGUGUUGUCACUUGCGUUCCUUCCAACUCUCCAGAUGACUUUAUGACCACCAAGGACUUGCAGAAUAAACCCGAGUACUACGGAAUUCAAGCCGAUUGGGUAAAACAUGAAAUUGUUCCAAUCAUUCACUCCGACAAGUACGGCGAUGUGACAGCUGAGGCGAUCUGCAAAGAACUAAAGAUCAAAUCUCCAAAAGACACUGUCCCUUUAGCUGAAGCGAAGAAGCUGGCCUACAAAGAAGACUUUUACAAUGGUACCAUGAUAUAUGGUAAGUACAAGGGCGAUAAGGUGGAAGUUGCCAAGAACAAAUUGAAGGCUGAUUUGAUCGCAGCUAAAGCAGCUUUCGUAUACAAUGAACCGGAAUCCUUGGUCGUGUCUCGCUCUGGCGAUGACUGUAUCGUCUCUCUUGAAGAUCAAUGGUACGUGGAUUAUGGUGAGGAAAGCUGGAAAGCUCAAGCAAUCGAAUGUUUGGACAAGAUGGAGGUAUUUGCUCCAGAAGUAAGAAAUGCUUUUGAAGGUUGCUUGGACUGGUUGAAGAAUUGGGCAGUCUGUCGUACCUACGGUCUGGGAACUAAUCUCCCUUGGGAUGAAAAAUACUUGGUAGAGUCACUUUCUGACUCCACCAUCUACCAGGCGUUCUACACGUUUGCUCAUUUGCUUUUCAAGGACUACUACGGUAAAGAAGUGGGCCCGCUUGGUAUUGAGGCUCAUCAAAUGACGCCAGCUGUUUUUGAUUACGUUUUCCAACACGUUGAUGACGUUGAGACUGAUAUUCCUCUUGAAAGUUUGCAGAGACUAAGAAGAGAAUUUGAAUAUUUCUAUCCUUUGGAUGUAUCCGUGUCUGGUAAGGAUUUGAUUACCAACCAUUUAACCUUUUUCAUUUACACUCACGUCGCUUUGUUCCCCAAGAAAUUCUGGCCAAGAGGCAUAAGAGCUAAUGGUCACUUGAUGUUGAACAACGCCAAGAUGUCCAAGUCGACUGGUAACUUUAUGACCCUAAAACAAAUUGUCGAAAAGUUUGGUGCUGAUGCAGCUCGUAUUGCUUUGGCCGAUGCCGGUGAUAGUGUCGAGGAUGCCAACUUGGAUGAAACCAAUGCCAACGCUGCCAUUUUGAGACUUUUCAAUUUGAAAGAGUGGGCUGAUGAGGUCGUGCAAAAUAUUUCUGAAUUCCGCACAGGAGAAGUCACUGGAUUUUUCGAUGUUGCAUUCGAGAAUGAAAUGAAUCACUUAAUAGAAGAAACCCACAAGCAGUAUGAACUCACCAAUUACAAAGCCGCCUUGAAGGUCGGUCUUUUUGACUUGCAAACAGCCAGAGAUUACUACCGUGAAUCAUGCAGUGUUAUGCAUAAGGGACUCGUCUUGCGUUACAUUGAAUUGCAGGCCUUAGCUUUGGCCCCUAUUGCUCCUCAUUUCGCGGAAUACAUAUGGCGGGAAGUUUUGGGCAACAGUACAUCAGUUCAAAUUGCCAAGUUUCCUCGUGCUUCCAAGCCUCUGGAUGUUGGCGCUUUGCCUGCUUUGGAGUAUCUCAAGGAUCUACAAAGGAGUAUUAGAGAAAGUGAGGGACAAGCUUUGAAAAAAAAGAAGGGCAAGGGUGCAGAUGUUGACAGUACUAAGCCCGCUAAGUUAGCUAUCCUCAUUUCGGAAUCGUUCCCAUCGUGGCAGAGUGAGUAUAUUGAGCUGGUACGCAAGCUAUUCGAAGCUCAAGGACUCAAUGAUAAUAAGAAGAUCAAGGAGGCCGUUAACCCCAAGGACAUGAAGCGUGCCAUGCCAUUUAUCUCUAUGCUAAAGCAACGUCUCGCUACCGAGCCAGUAGAGACCGUAUUCAACAGAGAGUUGCCAUUUGAUGAAGUUGCGGUGGUUAAGUCCACUGUUGACACCUUGAAGAAAUGUUGCCAAGCAAUCAAAUGUCAAGAGUUCCAAUUCAUUUCGUUUCCCCAUGGCGCUAAGGUUGGUACUGACAUCUUCACCGGAGAACAAGUUGAUCUUCCAAAUGCUCCUAAGGUACUGGAAAAUGCUGUUCCUGGUGCUCCUGGUAUCAUUAUCUCCAAUAUUUGA